Molecule: messenger RNA, 2523 nt
Organism: Dicentrarchus labrax (European seabass)
Lineage: Eukaryota; Metazoa; Chordata; Actinopteri; Moronidae
Product: high-affinity choline transporter 1-like
Exons: 9
Coding region: 164-1837 (557 amino acids)
Biological process (GO): transmembrane transport; choline transport; acetylcholine biosynthetic process
Cellular component (GO): plasma membrane
Molecular function (GO): choline:sodium symporter activity
Source: RefSeq, a predicted model, not a curated record
AUACACACAACACGGCAGCAAGCCAGGAUGACCUCGUCCCCAAAAAAGGCACAGUGUCGUCGGUUGUUCGGAACUGGUUUGGUUUUGUGGCGUCCGACAGCGAACAAACCACGACCCACUGCAAAGUUUGUUUGAAAGCUGUUGCAACCAAAAGACACUGAGGAUGGCGGUAAAUUGGGCAGGACUGCUGUCCAUUGGAGUGUUUUAUAUGAUCGUACUGGGCACAGGUAUCUGGGCAUCCAGGAAGUCCAAACGGGAAGAGAAGAAGUGCACGGGCAACCGCAGUGAAGUUGCAAUGGUUGGAGGGCGGAACCUCAACAUCUGGGUCAGCAUCUUUACUAUGACAGCCACUUGGGUGGGAGGAGGCUAUAUUCUGGGUUGCGCUGAAGUGGUCUACGAUCCAACGAAGGGGUUGGUUUGGGCCACUGGACCCAUUGCCUUUAUCAUGAACCUGAUUAUAGGUGCACUCUUCCUUGUCAAACCUAUUCGGUCGAAGAACUAUGUCACCCUCAUGGACCCAUUUCAAAACAAAUAUGGCAACAGUGUAGCUGCUGUUAUUUUUAUUCCUGCUCUCCUUGCUGAUAUUUUGUGGAUAGCGUGUGUCCUCGGUGCACUGGGAGGGACGCUAAGUGUGGUGAUGAAUGUCUCCUCCAGGCUUGCUGUAGGCGUCUCUGCUGCUGUGGCAAUCUUGUACACAUUAAUGGGAGGACUGUACUCUGUGGCCUAUACUGAUGUCAUCCAGCUUAUGUUCAUGUUCCUCGGCUUGUGGUUUUGUGUGCCCUUUAUCCUGACAAGCCCCUCCUCAGCUAACAUUACUGUUGCUGCGGUAACCAAGCUGUACCAGGAGCCAUGGAUCGGCAAGCUGGAGCUGGAGGAUACAGGUCGCUGGAUAGAUGACAUACUGCUAAUGGCCAUCGGAGGGAUCUGCUACCAGGCUUUCUACCAGAGAGUCCUGUCCACAGCCACCGAUAAACAAGCUAAGAUCACCUGCUAUGCUGGGGCAGUUUUAUGCCCAAUCCUUGGCAUGCCAUCACUCAUCAUUGGGGCAGUGGCGGCAUCUACAAAUUGGAACCAGACCACCUACGGUUCACCCAGCCCUUACGAACAGGGCAAAUCUGGUAUGAUCUUGCCAAUUGCCCUUCAGCAUCUUUGCCCUUUCUACGUCUCACUGAUUGGCAUGGGAGCACUUGCUGCCUCGGUGAUGUCAUCAGUCGACUCUGCACUCCUGUCUGCUGCCUCCCAGCUGGGCCGAAAUAUCUUCAAGAACAUCAUCUACAAACAGGCAUCGGAAAAAAAUAUUAUUGUGGUGGUUAAAGUGUCAAUCUUCCUGUGCGGACUGAUGGGAGCAGGCCUGGCCAUGAUGGCAAAGUCCGUACACCUGUUCUGGAUCGUCAGUGCAGAUGUCAUGUAUUCAAUGAUGGCUCCCCAGGUGAUAUGCAUCUUCUACUUAUCUCAGAGGGUGAACCACUAUGGGGCCUGUUGUGGCUUUGUGUUGGCACUACUGCUCAGAGCUCUGGUUGGGGAACCCCUGAUAGGCCUUCCUGACGUGCUGCCCCUGCCGUGGGACAAGAUACAGGAGGACGGUCACCGAUACCGCUUUUUCCCUUUCCGCACUGUCAUCAUGCUCAUCGCCACCGGGACUAUUUUGCUAGUAUCUGGCUUUGCUGUGUGGCUGUCUGAGAAAGGGCUGCUAAGAAGAAUAAGUGAUGCCGAAACGGACACAGACAUACAUUACAUGGCGCCAGUUGGAACAGACGUGGAGGAAAAGGACAGACUGAAUAAAGAACAGUCUCACUUAUCCUCCAGAGGAAGCAAUGAGGAAGAGGACAAAUGUUAGGACUUUUCUAAGCACAUACACAUUCAUAUAGCAUGUGGGUGGUGUUUCACUGUCCAGAGCUGCUUGUGCAAACAAAACCUUCAUGGAAGAAGCAGUAGAAGAAAACCAUACCUGAGUCCACAUCAUAAAAUUCAACGUCAGAAGUAUGCAGCAGAACAUCUACAGAACCCUGAUGGGUUUUAGUGUGAUGAAGUUAAAAUAGUAUCCAAAAAUACUUAAGCAAAGGGAUGUUUGAAGAAAAAAAAGAGCAGCAGUUUGUGAAAAGCACACCUCCCCAACCAUUUAAGCAUGGGGGUGAUUCUAUUAUGUUUCCUGGUGGUGUUGCAGCCAGUGGCACAGGAAACACUGCACGGGUGGAGGGACGAAUGGAUUCCACUAAAUACCAGCAAAUAAUUCUGGAAGCAAACAUACAGCAUAUGUAACGAAGCUGAAGCUGAAAAGAGGAAAGCUUAAGGAUGAUUAUUAUAAACGUACCUUGUUGGAAGGUUUAAAGAGUGUUUGUUUGUUUGUUUGUAAAGGGUUGAAACGGUUCCUAUCGACCACUGUUGACGAGGCCUAAUGAGUUGAUAAAGGUCUGAGACCUUGUAAAAGGAAUCUGAGACUGGAUAACUCUUAGGUUGCCCAAACAUUUAUACAUACUAUGUAUUUUUGUUCAGGUUAUGAAAUGAAAUUAAACAAUGCAUGAA